GGCUCCCCUGCUGCCAUGGAGCCCGCCGGCCUGGAACAGAUCCUCCGGGAGCUGCUGCUGCCGGACACGGAGCGCAUCCGCCAGGCCACCGAGCAACUCCAGACCGCUCUUAGGGACCCCGCCUCCCUGCCCGCGCUCUGCGAACUGCUGGCCUCAGCGGGCGACCCUCAAAUCCGCCAGUUCGCGGCCGUACUGAUCCGCAGACGACUGAGCACCGGCUGGCGACGGCUGGCGGCCGAGCAACGGGAGAGCAUCAAGUCUUUGAUCCUGACGGUCCUUCAGAGAGAGACAGAGCAUUCUGUGAGUCUUAGCCUGGCCCAGCUCUCUGCUACCGUUUUUCGAAAAGAAGGUCUGGAGGCCUGGCCUCAGCUCAUGCAGCUUCUUCAGCACAGUAUCCGCAGCCUCCACGUCCCCGAGAGAGAGAUGGGGCUUUUGCUGCUAAGUGUGGUGGUGACCUCCCGGCCUGAGGCCUUCCGACCCCACCACCGGGAGCUUCUUCGGCUUCUGAAUGAGACCCUUGGUGAUGUGGGCUCUCCUGGACUCCUCUUCUAUUCCCUGCGCACUCUGACCACCAUGGCCCCUUACCUUGGCACUGAUGAUGUGCCUCUCGUGCGAAUGUUGGUGCCCAAGCUCAUCGUGGCUGUGCAGACUCUGAUCCCUGUAGACGAGGCAAAGGCCUGUGAGGCCUUGGAGGCCCUGGAUGAAUUGCUGGAGUCAGAGUUGCCCAUCAUCACCUCCCACCUCUCAGAGGUCCUCACAUUCUGCCUGGAGGUGGCUAGAAACGUGGCCCUAGGUGAUGCAAUACGUGUGCGUAUUCUCUGCUGUCUCACUUUCUUGGUCAAAGUCAAGAGCAAGGCGUUACUGAAGAAUCGCCUCCUACCGCCCUUGCUGCACACCCUUUUCCCCAUCAUGGCUGCCGAGCCCACCCUGGGUCAGCUGGAUCCUGAGGAUCAGGAUUCAGAGGAAGAAGAGCUGUAUGUUGGACUGGUGGGGGAGACGCCCAAGCACUUUGCCAUUCAGGUCGUGGACAUGCUGGCACUCUAUUUGCCCCCUGAGAAGCUCUGUCCCCUGCUGAUGCCCAUGCUGGAAGAGGCUUUGCGGAGCCAGAGCCCAUACCAGCGCAAGGCUGGGCUCCUCGUGCUGGCAGUGCUCUCUGAUGGAGCCGGGGACCACAUCAGGCAGAGACUGCUGUCCCCACUGCUACAGAUCGUGUGCAGGAGCCUGGAGGAUCCGUCACAGGUUGUGCGCAAUGCUGCGCUCUUUGCCCUGGGCCAGUUCUCAGAGAACCUACAGCCCCACAUUCGCAGCUAUUCCGGGGAGGUGAUGCCACUGCUCCUCGCCUACCUGAAGUCCGUGCCUCCUGGGUGCACACGUCACCUAGCCAAGGCCUGCUAUGCCCUGGAGAACUUCGUGGAGAACCUAGGGCCUGAAGUGCAGCACUACCUUACGGAGCUCAUGGAGUAUAUGUUGCAGCCUCUGAGAAACCCCAGCAGCUCCCGGGCCAAGGAGCUGGCUGUGAGCGCCCUGGGGGCCAUUGCCACGGCUGCCCAGGCCUCCAUACUGCCCUACUUCCCCACCAUCGUGGAGCACCUGCGGGAAUUCCUGUUGACAGGCCAUGAGGACCUUCAGCCUGUGCGGAUCCAGAGCCUGGAGACACUUGGGGUACUGGUGCGAGCAGUAGGGGAGCCCAUGAGGCCCCUGGCUGAGGAAUGCUGCCAGCUGGGGCUGGGCUUGUGUGACCAGGUAGACGACCCUGACUUGCGGCGCUGCACGUACAGCCUGUUUGCAGCCUUAUCAGGGCUGAUGGGUGAGAGCCUCGCUCCCCACCUGCCACGAAUCACCACACUCAUGCUGUUGUCAUUGCGUUCCACCCAGGGCAUUGUGCCUCAGUGCACUGGAAGCAGCACCUUCCUUCUGUUUGACGAUGAGCACGGUGGGGAGGAAGAGGAGGAGCUUGUGGAGGAGGACUCGGAAGAGGAGGAGGACUCAGAGGUCUCAGGGUACAGCGUGGAAAACGCCUUUUUCGAUGAGAAGGAAGACGCCUGUGCUGCACUGGGGGAGAUCUCUGUGAAUGCCAGUGUGGCCUUCCUUCCCUACAUGGAGACUGUCUUUGAAGAAGUGUUCACACUGCUGGAGUGCCCUCACCUGAGCGUGCGGAAGGCAGCCCAUGAGGCCCUGGGUCAGUUUUGCUGUGCGCUGCACAAAGCCUGUCAGAGCUGCCCCUCGGAACCCAACACUGCUGCUCUGCAGGCCGCCCUGGCCCGGGUGGUGCCAUCCUAUGUGCGGGCAGUGAACGGGGAGCGGGAGCGCCAGGUGGUGAUGGCCGUGCUGGCGGCCCUGACGGCGGUGUUGCGUGGCUCUGGGAGCUUGGCGUUGCAGCCCCCUGGGCGGCUUGCUGAGAUCUGCCACGCGCUCAAGGGUGUGCUGCAGAGGAAGACAGCUUGUCAGGACGCCGACCAGGAGGAGGAUGAGGACCAGGCUGAAUACGACGCCAUGUUGCUGGAGCAUGCUGGCGAGGCCAUCCCUGCCCUGGCCGCUGCGGCCGGGGGAGAUGCCUUUGCCCCCUUCUUUGCCGGCUUCCUGCCAUUAUUGCUGUGCAAGACGAAACAGGGCUGCACAGUGGCAGAGAAGUCCUUUGCGGUGGGGACGCUGGCAGAGUCCAUUCAGGGCCUGGGUGCCGCCUCGGCCCAGUUUGUGUCCCGGCUGCUCCCCGUGCUGUUGAGCACUGCCCGGGAGGCGGACCCCGAGGUGCGGAGCAAUGCCGUCUUUGGGCUGGGCGUGCUGGCGGAGCACGGGGGUCGCCCUGCCCAGGAACACUUCCCCAAGCUGCUGGGGCUCCUGCUGCCCCUCCUGGCGAGGGAGCGCCAUGAUCGUGUCCAUGACAACAUCUGUGGGGCACUCGCCCGCCUGCUGAUGGCCAGUCCCACGAGGAAACCAGAGCCCCAGGUGCUGGCUGCCCUGCUGCACGCCCUGCCACUGAAGGAGGAUUUGGAGGAGUGGGUCACCUUAGGGCACCUCUUCAGCUUCCUGUACCAGAGCAGCCCAGACCAGGUUGUAGAUGUGGCUCCAGAGCUCCUGCGCAUUUGCAGCCUCAUCCUGGCCGAGAACAAGGUCCCACCAGACACCAAGGCAUCGCUGCUGCUGCUGCUCACGUUCUUGGCCAAACAGCACACUGACAGCUUCCGUUCAGCACUGGGCUCCCUGCCUGGCAACAAGGCCCAGGAGCUCCAGGCCAUCCUGGGCCUCACCUAGACUGCGGGCUGCAGCUGGGCCAGAGAGAACAGAGCCUGCCCACGCCUGAGACCAGCUCUCUGCCCAGUUGCAGCUCACGCCUUACCAAAGAUUCUGGGCCUGGGCCUCAUACCCACUUGGAGUCUCAGCCCUACUUGCCGUCUUACCGGGGUGUCUGCUAGGGCUGGGUCUGUCGUGCUGGGACAAUACAGACAGAGUCAUGACACCAUCCUGUAAUAAAGGCAGUUUAUUUUCUUCUUGAACAGUAGCGCUGGGAGCAGGAAGGAUAGAGACCCGUGUUCAGAAGUGAGGCAGGACACCGUUUACCAUAGCUGGUUCCCUGGCAGCUUUGUAAAUUGGCUCUAACCGCAGUGGAAUCGGGGCCCUGGCUGGAUCAGGAGGCGCCCAUAUGGCUCCUCUUGUUUCACACAAAGGAUCUGCUGUGCAGCAAGCACUGGUCAAGAGGGGAGGAGAGGGCUGGUCAGAGGAGAGGGUCCCUACAGCAGCCGCUGGCCUGUGUGUCCACUCCCCACCCCCCACACAGGCACACACAUUCCUCGCUCACCCAGGAGCAGGUAGAAGACCCGCGCGGCCACCUUACGGGGACUGAGAGGUGGCACCAGGCUGCUGAAGUCAGGCUCCCUCUUGGCCUGCAGCUCCCGUGCCACUGCCCUGUGGGGGUCAAGAACUAUGAGCUGAGGCUGCAGCCCAGGCCACCCACGGAGGCAUGCCCUUCCUGGUACCUGUGCACAGCCUCCAGCGAGAGCAGCUCAGGCUCUGGGGGCAGCUCCACAGGCACCUCCACAGGCACCUCAGGGAGCUCAGGCACCACGGGCAAUGCAGGGGCUUCUGGCUCCUCAGCCCAGACCCUAGGAGAACACGGGAGUUGGGUGGAGCAGGGAAGGUGGCAGCGGUGACAGUGACGAGGGGUACAGCCAUCCUAGCUGGGGCUGCCGCUUACCACCGUUCUUCCGGGGGCACGAGGCUGAUGCGGGUCUUCUCCUCCUCAGCCGCUUCUAGGGAGAUCUCUGUCAGGGGGAGGGGAAGGUCCUGAGUGGGUUUGUUUGCAUCUGAGCAGUUGGGAUUUGGGGGCCACCUGGUCCACCUGGGUGCCAGAGCUGGCAGUGACUUGUUAAAAGUACCCGGGGUGGGGGGAGGGGACUGAAGAGACUCAGUCUGUGCUUCCUUAUGUUAAGUGCGCUGACGAGAACUGUCAGCAGUUGGAGCACCAGUUUCCUGGGACAGUGGUCAGGGUGGUGGUCUCCACCGUCCCUUUUCCAGAUACUUACCUGAAGGCAGCAUGAGGGGCACACUGGGCUCCAGGGCCUCCCUCAGGACCUGGAGAUGAGAGAAGGAGAACUAAGACCCCAAGCCAUCACAGAAGCACCGGGGGCAGGGGUGAAGCAGGUCUAGCCCUGAACCAGCCUGGCUGGGACCUGGUGCCCAUGGCUCACGUGGGCAGAAAAAAGCAGGCUGUUGGAGCUCAGGCAAAGCAGGAAGGAGUGAGGGUGCCAUUACCUCGAUAUCGCUUGGAGUUUCAGCCUUUCUCCUUUCCUCCUCAGCUGCCGCCUCCCUCUCAGCUUCCUCUUCCUCAGGCUCCAGGGGCGGCCUUCUCCUGAGUGCUAGUGGGAGUGGCUGGGCACAGUGGGUCCAGAAAGCCAGCAGUUCUUGGGGUAGCCGGCCAGCUGACAACGGGGCAGCAGGGAGAGGGUUUGAGGCGUGAGGAACACCAGGAGUGAGGGACAGGGGUUCAGAGGAUCCCACACACCAGCUCCCACCAUUCCUCACAGUGAGUCGGGGUUCGGAACAGCUCUGCAGGGCUCGUGAUCAUCCUCUCAGGAGGCUGCACCAUUGGCUGUGUGGUAGGAAAGGCCAGAAGGCUGGUUAGGAAGGAGCCACUGCUCCUUACCCACCUGCAGUGCCUUGUUCCAGGGCCUCUGGCCUUCUAGCUCUUUCAGGCUCAUUCUCUCCUCGUUGCUAAAAGGACUUUCAACUGAUGCCCUUGGAUGUGCUAGAUGGGGUAAUGAAGUGGUAUGUGGGCAAACCCCCAGCAUGUGCACUUUGGGGACUGUUCUCAUGCCCCCCACCCCCACCCUGGGAGUUUAAGAGACCCAAUGUGCACCUGCUUCCCUCCAUCCCUCCAGAGCCUGGGCUGUACUCACACACUCCCGGCAGUGGGCUCUGGUUUGCAUUUGUUCCAGGAAUUCCUUCCGGGGUAUCUGGGUCUCCCGGUCCCAGAAUAAUAAGCGGCGGCGGCGGGCAGGUGGGACCCUGGGAGGU
This is a messenger RNA of Globicephala melas (long-finned pilot whale), 5511 nucleotides long. It is a transcript of the gene IPO4, whose product is annotated as importin 4. The record is from RefSeq and is a predicted model, not a curated record. Gene Ontology annotation, biological process: protein import into nucleus. Lineage: Eukaryota; Metazoa; Chordata; Mammalia; Artiodactyla; Delphinidae. Gene Ontology annotation, cellular component: nucleus; cytoplasm. Gene Ontology annotation, molecular function: nuclear import signal receptor activity; small GTPase binding.